UAUAAGCAGGUGGGACUGGUGUAGAUGGGGCAUGUUGGUCGGCUUGGGCAGGUCAGGCUGAAGGGCUUAUUUUUCCACGCUGUAUGACUCUAUGACUAUAAUUAAGUAAGAGCAAAUUGAGAGAUGACAAGGUUGUUGUUUCCAGAAGAGGUUUGAAGAAAUAUUUGCGUUACAAUUGUAACAUUAGCUUGACAGAUCUGUGCAAUACUUGCUCUGGAAUGUGGUCUAUAAAUAAAAUGAUGAGUUUCUCUUUUGUCAAGUCCCUAUUUAUAACUCCUGAUGUGUUUGGAAUUUGACUGCAAAGCGUUGAUUCCCAGAACGUUCUAACUUUGUUACCUCUGACAAACUGGAAGAACAUUGAUCAGUGAUGAAGUUAUCGUGUGGGUGGUGAGUAGCUGUAUAAAUACUCUUGCAUACAGUCAGAUCAUAGCACAAGCAGUAGCCUGAAGGGUCUCGACCCAAAACGUCACCCAUUUUGUCUAUCCAGAGGUGCUGCAUGUCCCGCUGAGUUACUCCAGCUUUUUGUGUCUAUCAUUGCUGAUUUGAGGGGUUUCAUUUCAGUAGAGUUUUACAACUUGACGAAACUCUUCAACCCCGAGCUGAGGAAAUGUCGUUGUCACAUUUCUUUCCCCGAAGCUACUGGGAUCCCUUGCGGAGGGGUUACUCUCCAAGCUGCCUGCUUGAUCUGGAUUUUGGGCUCCCUCCUUAUCCCGAACAGCCACUGAGGGACUGGAUGGAGUGGAUGGAGAAUCGGUUCAGUACGAGCAGGUCAGGGACGUUAUGUUCAGGCCUAGCUGACAACGCCACAGCCAGCCGCAGCACAUCUUCCAUAUCCCAACCGCUUGCCCGCGGAACGUCGGUGCCUCAGCGGAAGUUGAGCUGCUGGAAGAUCAGCCUUGACGUGAAACAUUUCACCCCUGAUGAGCUCCAGGUGAAGACCCAAGAAGGUUAUUUGGAGAUUUCAGGGAGCCACAACGAAAGAGAAGAUCAACAUGGGUUUAUUUCAAGAUGUUUCACCAGAAAGUACAGACUUCCGUCAGCCGUGGCUGCUAGGUCAGUGACCUCAACCCUGACCUCUAACGGAAUCCUAGUGGUGGAAGCCCCUCUCCGCACUUCCGUAGAGGUCGUGAUUCCUGUUCAAACUGAGAAGGUCUCUGGAGACGACGAGAAAGUGGAAAAGGAGGAAGAGCCAGUGGUGGGGAAGGAAGUGUUGAAGAUGCAAAUCCAGGAGAACGAGAUGGAGGAUGAGGAUGAAGAGAGAAGAGAGCAAAGGAAGAGGGCAGAGAAAGGCAAGAGCAACAAGGGGAAGAGGAAGAACCGAUCAGAGGGAAGAAAGAGCAAGCGAGAGAGCUGGAGGGUGAGAAGGUGCAGCACACUAAAGUGGUUCUUGAAGAUCAAGAACAAGCACAUACAUCAACAAGUUAAAUAAUCUUUCAAAUGAAACUCCUAUGCAUUACUUUAUGCAAGCCAUGGUUUUGCAUAACAUAGAGUUAAGCAAAAAGAGCUGAUCUAUAUCAGAUAUCAAAUAUAUAAUAUUUUGCAGGUAGACACAAAAUGCUGGGCACAGGCGAGAAGGGUCUCAAUCCGAAACAUCACCUAUGCCUUCUUUCCAGAGAUGCUGCCUGUCCCGUUGAGUUACUCCAGCAUUUUGUGUCCACCUUCGAUUUAAAGCAGCAUCUGCAGUUCUUUCCUACACAUAUAAUAUUUUGCUCUGAUCAAUAAAGGAUGAAAUUGA
Leucoraja erinaceus (little skate) is the source of this 1735-nucleotide messenger RNA. Its product is annotated as heat shock protein beta-1. Gene Ontology annotation, molecular function: protein homodimerization activity. The record is from RefSeq and is a predicted model, not a curated record. NCBI's taxonomy places the organism in Eukaryota, Metazoa, Chordata, Chondrichthyes, Rajiformes, Rajidae. Gene Ontology annotation, biological process: cellular response to unfolded protein. Gene Ontology annotation, cellular component: nucleus; protein folding chaperone complex; cytoplasm.